AUGGCAGAGUCGUCGCGAGAAUCACAACAUUCCCUUCUCGGGGAGGAAGAUGUUGGUACUGCGACCCAUCAUCACUCGUGGUCUUCUGUCAGUAGCUCUUCAUAUAUAUCUAUCCCUUCCCACGAAAGGAACCUCAGCUUCUCAGAAGAGGUUUUUCGAGAGGUCGGAUUGGGUAUAUCCAACUCAGCUGAUGAUGAUACCUUGCCUUUGUGUGGGAAAAGCGAGUCAGUACAAAGUACGAGCCAAGCUACGGUAACUCCAAGUCUCUCCACAACGCCCAGUAUCUUGAAAUCAGCCCAGGAAACACCAGUAUUCUCACAGCAACAUACACCGAGCUUUCAGACCCCCAACUGCCCUAGCCGAUCGACAGUCUUGCAGAAAAGGUUCUCAUGGAUCUCCGUUACCAUCUUUUUUCUCGCAAUCUGGUCUACCGUAUUGUCGGGAGUUUAUCUGGCUGUUGCGAUUAGAAAGCCGCGAUGGACUACUAUCGGCGUAUCCCUGUCGCUGUCUACCGUGAACCUACUCUGCGCCUUCUUCGCCAAGACAAUCGAACUGUCCUAUGUUACCAUUUGCGUCGCUUUUUUAGGCCAAGCGCUCAGUCGUCGAGCCCUGAUGAAGGAAUCUCGCGGAAUCAGCAUUGCUGAUAUGAGUAUGAGAGCAUGGAUUAUGCAGCCUGGGUCGAUGAUUGUGCAUUGGGAGACAUUGCGAUACUCGGCGCUGUCAUUUUUGGGUGCGAUUGCGUUGAUCGCAACAAUUGUGGCGAUGCUGUACACUACAGCCGCAGAGGCUCUAGUGUCGCCAAAGCUUUCACUGGGUCCAGUUGAGUCUACGAUUCUCUGGGGAAAAGUGUAUACCAGCUUCGGCAAUCCGUUUUAUCUCCAAAAGAACUGUCAAACCCCAAUUCAGCUAUCAAUGGAUCCCGAUUCUCGGAAUCAGACGUGUCUCGAGAUGGAGCACGUAGGCUCGUCUUAUCACAACUACCAGCAGUGGAUCGCGACAUGGGCCGAUCUAGUUAAUAGUGGAAAUAACAUGUCGGAUCAGCUUCGCUUGAGGCCGCAGCCUAGUGGUUCCCUCUGGGAUAACACAACGAUAACAGGUUCCUGGAUCGAAAUUCAAAAUAUGACCGAGCAAUCUGACAAUUACGGCCGCAUGGUCAACAAUAUCACCAUGGCUUUCCCGCACGGUGGUAUUCCCAUUGCAGCCAUGGAUUCCAAAAACGAGAUUCGCCAGCCCCAGGAUGCCUCCGGCGAAGGCAAGUACAACAUCGAGGCUUCAGUGCCCUCACCAGCUGUUAACGUCCUCUGCGUUGGCAUGUCAAAAUCAGACUUAGACCCGCUGGUCUAUUCUUCUUGGCCGAAUGCCAACUUCAACGCAACAACUUGGAGCGAGGAUCCUCCAGACGACAUUCCCCCAAUGCCGUCGUGGCUCAACCGCACAAAUGUAGAUUCGAUCUUUGGCUUCGGCGAGAAGUACGGACAGAGACCUCCAGUCUUUGGCACAUUCCCCGAAGCAAACAACACCAUCCUUAACACAACAGGUGUCUCACCCGCAAACGCAAUCUACCUUAUCGGCAAACCAAGUGUCUCCAAUCCAGAAUACGUAAUGUGUGCAAUUCGCGCCAAACUAACAGGCGUCUGCUCAACCAAAUACGACGCCGCCUCAUCAGGGGCAUCCCUCUCGACAAACUGCGAAAACGUAACAAACAAGCUCCAAUACGACUUGAAUGAGGCAAACUUCAUCGAAGGCUGGUGGGCCUCGGACUGGAAAAACGUGGCAGCAGACUGGGGCAUCGCCCUAAGUCUAGGCUCGGGAAUAACAACCUCCCAAGCCAGCAACGACCGCCUCCUAAUGCAAAUGAUGCCAGCCCACAACAACGCCACAGACACCUACUCCCUAGACCCGUACCUCCCCUCAGUCGCCGAAGCCCUCGCCGUAAUGGCAGGCAGCACUCUAAUCCUAAGCACAUUGAACUCCCCCUUCGUCCAGGGCUGGAACUACUCAGAAGCAGAUGGAUCAGAUUGUGACAUGCUAUCCACCCCGACAUACCAGCACUUCACGGCCUCGCUGCAGGCAAUGUCGUAUUCAUCCGGCGGCACGCAGCGCUGGCAGGGUGUUUUCUACGUGGUGCUAUCCUUCGCGUUCCUGACCAGUGCCAUCUGUCUAGGUUUCAUAAUCAUCGAAGCGCGCGGUCAUCAGGUUACUGAUUUCACUGAGCCGCAGAAUUUGUUCUCACUUGCUAUGAACAGUCCGCAUAGUUCUAAGCUUGAGGGUGCGUGCGGGUGUGGUCCGCUGGGCCACCAGCUUAAAGAACGGUGGUAUAUCGGCAUGGAAGAGGAUCAUGCUCAUUAUUAUAUCCGGGCUAAAGCUGAUCGGGCAAGGUUGGAGAGUAAGUCUCCCGAGCCUGCUGGUGACCCUGCCAGUGGCUCUGGGUAUGAACGGUUGAAUAUGCUGGAUAUCGAUGAUUCUAGCACUUUGAAGACAGUUAGUCCGGCUGUCAAAGAGUUCAGGAGGGUUUCGGCGAGCAAGACUCUUUUGGCCAAGUUUUACUAG
Penicillium taxi is the source of this 2550-nucleotide messenger RNA. RefSeq lists its product as uncharacterized. The transcript is spliced from 2 exons. Lineage: Eukaryota; Fungi; Ascomycota; Eurotiomycetes; Eurotiales; Aspergillaceae. The record is from RefSeq and is a predicted model, not a curated record. Bases 1 to 2550 code for a protein of 849 amino acids.